CCCGAGAUAAUCGAGCAUCCAGAGAACCAAUAUGUGACGGUCAACAAGCCGGCCUCGCUCAACUGCCGCACAUCGGGUAAUCCACAGCCGAACGUCACCUGGUACAAAAAUGGUCAGCCAGUCAUUUCCUCAAAUGAGGAUUCUCAGUCCAACACCAUGAUCCUACCGAGUGGACAACUCUUCUUCAUGAAAGUC
Molecule: messenger RNA, 195 nt
Organism: Helobdella robusta
Lineage: Eukaryota; Metazoa; Annelida; Clitellata; Rhynchobdellida; Glossiphoniidae
Exons: 1
Biological process (GO): cell-cell adhesion
Source: RefSeq, a predicted model, not a curated record